AUGGCCAGUUUUGUGGACUUGGAUAAAGAAGGCCAGUCAAACCGCCUAGAGAUUGACCUCUAUCAGAAUUGGAACCAUGAAACGACUGUCAUGUCCGGUUCUUUCAAGUCAUACGGAGCGAAAGAGAACGGUAGUGCAAUCUUCGAUAGUAAAAGAUCUGGAUACUCGGUAACAGCCGACCGGCUACUCUGGUUGGAUGGAUGGGAGAAAACAACAUUCGAAGGUGCCACACCCAUACGCCACCAGGAAAUGACUUUAGUGAAAUUUGGAUCUGCCAACAUCACCUUGGCAUUCGAAGGCGGCGAUGAGACAACGUCCGAUCCAAGGGACAUACCGGAGGUACAAGCAUGGGCGCCUUUCAAUACAACUGAGAGAUACAACGCCUCGAAAGCUUCUCACACUAAAUCUAGCAAGACGGAGAUCGGCGCUCAGGGUGGAUACUCUGGUUUCGAACUAUCCAGCAAUCGGAGCAACGAGCAUGAGAUAUCAUGGGAUCAAACUGUGUUCGACCGAGGAAGCUCGACCCCAGUCAUUGGCCAGCUUGGUCGACGGAACGGAGUCACCUGGGUUCUUGAACAAAACGAAUUGCAGAAUGCGGGCGUCCAGCAGACGUUUAAUGUCGCAGUCCUCAUUUCACGACAAACGCGUGAGCCGUAUUUGGUCAAGUUUGACAUCGAAGCUCGGGUUGGCACCAUGGAAGAUUUCAAGAACAGAACUAAGGCAUUUUUCGGAUCAAACCCGGGGAAAACCAAGCCCUAUCUUGUGACCCCCUGGAAACAGAAGGUUUGCAAUUACGAGGGUGUAAAUAUGUUGAAAUGUAUCGACCUCGAUAACCUUGGGAGAUUGCAGAACCACCAAAAGAGCUCCAGCUUGCAGCUGAGCUGGGAACUCAGCCCUCAAGUCGAGAUAGAAGAUGUGGCUACCGUCAAGCAUACUGAAGGAUUGUUGGGCGACAACCAGGCGGCGGAACAAGUACGACACAGCUUUGCAGAGGUGGCGAUGUCGGCUUCGCUGAAAACUCCUGGCGGUACACAUACCGAAACACCGCUUCUAUCCGUGUCCAGAUCCACUGCGGCUGAUCUCGCUGCCUCUGUCGAUUUGGCUAGAUUCACAGCGCUCGAGGCUCGCGUCGAAGAGCUCGAAACUCGUCUUGCUUCACAGGAUAAACUGAUGCUUCGAAUGCAACAAGCGCUUGCUCAGGAGCGUGAUGCGUGA
Messenger RNA from Trichoderma gamsii, 1215 nucleotides. RefSeq lists its product as hypothetical. NCBI's taxonomy places the organism in Eukaryota, Fungi, Ascomycota, Sordariomycetes, Hypocreales, Hypocreaceae. The transcript is spliced from 2 exons. Bases 1 to 1215 code for a protein of 404 amino acids. The record is from RefSeq and is a predicted model, not a curated record.